Micromonas commoda is the source of this 615-nucleotide messenger RNA. RefSeq lists its product with no specific name. NCBI's taxonomy places the organism in Eukaryota, Viridiplantae, Chlorophyta, Mamiellophyceae, Mamiellales, Mamiellaceae. The transcript has a single exon. The record is from RefSeq and is a predicted model, not a curated record. Bases 1 to 615 code for a protein of 204 amino acids.
AUGAAGUCCAUCACAGUCCCCGAAGGGAUUGAAGCUUGGGAAAAACUCCUAGGCACUCCUGCAGACAAGUAUGGUAACUUCGGCGCCGAUGCAAUCUGCUCCAAAUUUAAACUCAACGGCAACGGUUUUCGCUGCUUCGACAAGCCCAAGCCCCCGACCACCAAGGAGCUCGCGAUUCAACGCUACGCCUCGGAGUAUCCGCCCGAGACAAUCUGCGCUCCGCUCAAGCUGAACAGCCCUUUUCAGUGCGCCCGCAACGUGGAGGUGCCCGCGACGACGCGACUGAGCCUUUCGGUCGCGGCGGCGCAGGCCGUGUUUGCGCUCACAGGCAUCGCGCUGGUAGCGCUGCUGAGGAAACUCCAGAAGCCGUCAACAACGACCUCGGAGAGCUUGUCAACUGAUGACGACCUGCGUUCCAUGGUGCAAAAGCUUCGAAAUGAGUUUCACUCGACGUUUGAUCAGCUUCGCACCGGCCAAGACCAGCUCCGCACCGGCCAGGACCAGCUCCGCACCGGCCAGGACCAGCUCCGCACCGGCCAGGACCAGCUCCGCGCCGGUCAAGGCACUCACGAGGAGCUCAUUCAAAAGCUCCUUAGCAAAGAAGGAGGUCGUUAG